AUGGAUAUAUCGAAUAGUAUCGAUAUAUCGAAAAGUAUCGAUAUAUCGAUAAGUAUCCAUAAAUCGAUAAAUAUCGAUAAGAUUCGAAAAGAUAUCGAUAAGUAUCGAAAAGAUAUCGAUAAGUAUCGAAAAGAUAUCGAUAAGUAUCGAAAAGAUAUAGAUAAGUUUCAAAAAGAUAUCGAAAAGUAUCGAAAAGACAUCGAAAAGUAUCGAAAAGUUAUCGAAAAGUAUCGAAAAGAUAUCGAAAAGUAUCGAAAAGUUAUCGAAAAGUAUCGAAAAGAUAUCGAAAAGUAUCGAAAAGAUAUCGAAAAGUAUCGAAAAGAUAUCGAAAAGUAUCUAUAUAUAUCGAAAAUAUCGAUAUAUAAGUACCGAAAAGAUAUCGAAAAGUACCGAAAAGAUAUCGAAAAGUACCGAAAAGAUAUCGAAAAGUAUCGAAAAGAUAUCGAAAAGUAUCGAAAAUAUAUCGAAAAGUAUCGAAAAGAUAUCAAAAAGUAUCGAAAAGAUAUCGAAAAGUAUCGAAAAGAUAUCGAAAAAUAUCGAAAAGUACCGAAAAGAUAUCCAAAAGUACCGAAAAGAUAUCGAAAAGUACCGAAAAGGUAUCGAAAAGUACCGAAAAUAUAUCGAAAAGUAUCGAAAAGAUAUCGAAAAGUAUCGAAAAGAUAUCGAAAAGUAUCGAAAAGAUAUCGAAAAGUAUCGAAAAGAUAUCGAAAAUAUCGAAAAGAUAUCGAUAAGUAUCGAAAAGAUAUCGAUAAGUAUCGAAAAGAUAUCGAUAAGUAUCGAAAAGAUAUCGAUAAGUAUCGAAAAGAUAUAGAUAAGUAUCGAAAAGGUAUCGAUAAGUAUCGAAAAGAUAUCGAAAAGUAUCGAAAAGAUAUCGAAAAGUAUCGAAAAGAUAUCGAAAAGAUAUCGAAAAGUAUCGAAAAGAUAUCGAAAAGUAUCGAAAAGAUAUCGAAAAGUAUCUAUAUAUAUCGAAAAUACCGAAAAGAUAUCGAAAAGUACCGAAAAGAUAUCGAAAAGUACCGAAAAGAUAUUGAAAAGUACCGAAAAGAUAUCAAAAAGUACCGAAAAGAUAUCGAAAAGUACCGAAAAGAUAUCGAAAAGUACCGAAAAGAUUUCGAAAAGUACCGAAAAGAUAUCGAAAAGUACCGAAAAGAUAUCGAAAAGUACCGAAAAUAUAUCGAAAAGUACCGAAAAGAUAUCGAAAAGUACCGAAAAGAUAUCGAAAAGUACCGAAAAGAUAUCGAAAAGUACCGAAAAGAUAUCGAAAAGUACCGAAAAGAUAUCGACAAGUACCGAAAAGAUAUCGAAAAGUACCGAAAAGAUAUCGAAAAGUAUCGAAAAGAUAUCGAAAAGUAUCGUUAA
Schistocerca nitens (vagrant locust) is the source of this 1359-nucleotide messenger RNA. RefSeq names its product golgin subfamily A member 6-like protein 7. Gene Ontology annotation, cellular component: cytoskeleton. The coding region runs from base 1 to 1359 and encodes 452 amino acids. The transcript has 6 exons. The record is from RefSeq and is a predicted model, not a curated record. NCBI's taxonomy places the organism in Eukaryota, Metazoa, Arthropoda, Insecta, Orthoptera, Acrididae.